This is a messenger RNA of Asparagus officinalis (garden asparagus), 1480 nucleotides long. Its product is annotated as S-norcoclaurine synthase 1-like. NCBI's taxonomy places the organism in Eukaryota, Viridiplantae, Streptophyta, Magnoliopsida, Asparagales, Asparagaceae. The record is from RefSeq and is a predicted model, not a curated record. Bases 125 to 1207 code for a protein of 360 amino acids. The transcript is spliced from 4 exons.
CAUAUAAUAUAGUUCUGCUGUUAUUGUAAAAAUGAUAUGAACUUUCCGAUAGAAGUUAUAAGAGAUCAGUGGGGUUUUAUUAUUGCUACCAAAGAGAGAUCAAUUGAUCCGGUGAAGUUAACAGAUGGAGGCAGAGUCAGCAAAUGUUGAUGUGAAGCUACAGCAGCUGGGUGGAUCUCUUCCAGUUGAAAAUGUACAGGCUCUUGCUGCUUCCAAGGGCCUGACUGAGGUUCCUCAAAGGUACAUCAGGUCUGACGUUGCGUCUGACUUACACGGUACUGCUCAUGAUGAGAUUCCGAUCAUCGAUCUUGGAAGACUUCUUGAUCUCGCGUCCUUCGAGGUUGAAGCCACCAAGCUGAACUUGGCAUGUGAAGAGUGGGGAUUUUUCCAGCUUAUAAACCAUGGCGUGCCUGAAGAAGUUAUCGAAAGAAUGAGGGGUGAUAUUGAAGAAUUUUUCCGGUUGCCGUUGGAGGAGAAGAAAGCAUACGCACAGCUACCAGGUAGCAUUGAAGGCUAUGGCCAAGCAUUUGUUGUCUCGGAGGAGCAGGAAUUGGACUGGGCAGACAUGUAUUUUCUCGUAACACGACCAGUCACUCGGAGGAGUAUGGGAUUCUGGCCUACUCGUCCUUCAACUUUUAGGGACACGUUGGGUAAAUACUCGGUUGAGUUGAAGCGUGUUGCAGAUUGUUUACUAGGAUCAAUGGCCAAGAACUUGGGACUCUGUCCAGAGGAGUUCUCCAACUUGUUCAACGAUGGGCUCCAGUCUGUAAGGAUCAACUACUACCCUCCGUGCCCUCAUGCCGACAAGGUGCUAGGCCUAUCACCUCACUCUGAUUCUGUAGGUUUGACAUUGCUCCUUCAAGUCAACCAAGUGGAGGGGCUCCAAAUCAGGAGAAAUGGUGGAUGGCUCCCUGUCAAGCCGAUCCCUGGUGCUUUGAUCGUCAACAUAGGUGAUAUCCUUGAGAUACUAAGCAAUGGCCGAUAUAAGAGCAUUGAGCACAGGGCAGUUAUAAACCCAGAGAAGGAACGAUUAUCCAUUGCUGCAUUUCACAACCCAAACUAUGACGCCUUGAUUGGCCCUAUUCCGAAGCUUGCGGAUGGAAAUGAGUACUACAAGACUAUGAGCCACGAAAACUACAUGAAAUUGAUUGUCUCUGCUAAACUUGAUGGAAAGAGCCUCAUAGAUCAGUUGAAGCUAAAAGAAUAAAUGAUUGCUCCUUUAUGUUUAACGGACAAGAGAGAAGAACAUGAUCAUUUUUUUCACCUGAUGGCAUAAACAACGGUUACUCAAUGAGUUAGAUUUAGAUUCUGCUGGUGCGUUGUCAGUUAUAUCUUAUUAUGCAGUUAUAGCUCAUUAUGUACUGAUAAGAUUUUACUAUAUACCUUAUUCUUAGUGUACCAAUGGGAAAUUUUCUGUAUUUGAGAGAACUGUGGAUCACAAUAACAUGCUUAAGGAGUUAUUGUACGGUAACAAUGAAAA